This is a messenger RNA of Neurospora tetrasperma FGSC 2508, 894 nucleotides long. RefSeq lists its product as uncharacterized. The record is from RefSeq and is a predicted model, not a curated record. The transcript is spliced from 3 exons. Bases 1 to 894 code for a protein of 297 amino acids. NCBI's taxonomy places the organism in Eukaryota, Fungi, Ascomycota, Sordariomycetes, Sordariales, Sordariaceae.
AUGUCAUCGCCUCCGGAUCUGCCCCCUCCCAAGGCUCAAGACACGGAGCCGGGUGUGUUAUCUCCCACGCCUUCGGCAUCUCAGCCUCGACAUGAUGGCCCCAAACGCCUGGUCGACAUGUAUAUAAAGCCGCGGAAAACCAUUGUCAACAAACUGAUGUUUACCCCUCCAUUUGACGCCGUGGAGAUCGGCAGGACAGUUCAAUUCGGGUGUUACCCAAAGCGUGAGCUGAAGGAACCAGGUUUGGAGGACGGAGGCCGAAACUCGCCCAUCCUAACAACAAACCGCGCUCUCGACAUGGUUCGCAGUCCGGAUGCCAUGCAUUGGUACAUCUUUGCCAAUAGCAACGUGGUAUGGGACAUAAUGACCAAACCAGUAUCGAAUCGGGAAUAUCACACCUCAGGAAGCGAGGUCAUGCCCUUUGGUCCCGCCAACUCAGCCGCUCUCACUUCCGAUUACCAGAAACCCCUUAUUCCCCGAUACGCCACGGCCGUCACCGAAUUGCCCCCGGAUCCCACCAAUGAUCCCUACGCCAGGGUGUGGAGGAAGUCUGCUGUCCUCGAAGAGGUUGAGCCCUGGAAAGACAAAGUAGCACAAACAGCUGAGAAUGUGGAUCCCGACGAGAUUCCUCUCUCUCCUCCAUCAGUCUACCUGAAAAGUCCUUCUUCUUCGAGGAGGUCCUCGACAGGGGAAGUUCAUGCAUCCAAUGGUCAACCUUUGAGAGAGAACAAAGAUAUUAAACAGCUGUCUCAAAUCACAGUGGAGGAGAAGGAUCUGGACACUGAGGAUGUGGAAACUCAGAGCCAAUCUGGGGAUGAGGUUAUGCACAUAGAUGCCGACAAUGCCUCGGAUAGUGGCGGAUCACCCAUGGACCUUGAUGAAGAGGUGUCCUAG